AUGGGUUUAUCCGUUUGGAAAAGAAACCCUUUUGACCAAAGUCUCGCGUUCUCUAUCUCCCGCGCUCUCGCCAUCCUUCCUCUUUCUUCGUCGCUCUCUGUAUCCUCUUUCUUUCGCCACCGCCGUCGGCGACCUGUGCACAGAUACCUGCUUCCACCUCCGCCGUUCUGGUUCUCCGUUUCUCAUAUGUUCUCGCUUCUUGAUUUCUCUUUAGGUAUCACUAUCGCCCUGUUUACUCAUUUUCUAGCAAAAUCAUUAUGGCUAGGUUUUCGCCAUUGUUCACCACAACGACCGGAAACCAUGGAGAAACUCCCACACUGUGUUUUAUCAAACAUAUUCAUCGGGUUUAGGGCGAAACAUCUUGCUAAAAUGAGGACUGUCUGCAAAUCAUGGAAUGCUCUGUUAUCUCAUUCCUCCUUCAUAAAAUAUCACCUGGAUCAUUCAGUUGAUAGCAACAAUGAAAUUCUCUUGAUCUUCAAAAAACCAUUUUCUUUCGACUCUAAACCAUUCACAGUACACCCCUCUCGAUCUCCCAAUCUGGAUCUCGCUAAUUUCAUCAAACUCCCACUUAAUCCCCAAUCUGAAAACAGAAGUGGCAGUGUCAUUGGAUCUGUUAACGGCUUAAUCUGCUUUGAAUACGGAUCAUACGAGUAUUCCGAUGUGAUCUACAUAUGGAACCCUUCUCUCUCUGCCUUAUUAACUCUCCCACCCUAUUCCUUGCCCUCUGAAUGUAAUGCUUGGAUCUGUACUAAUUUCGGGUUUGGGUUUGAUCCCACAACUGAUGAUUACAAAGUUGUAAAAGUUUUAGGCAUCAUUGGUUCAAAAGUUGACACUACAGAGUGGAUGCAAGCUGAGGUUUACAGCAUGAGAAAAGGGACCUGGGAGUUUAUCACUCAAAAGAUUCCAUCACACCUCACAAAUAUUUAUGAUCAAGAUGUAGUUUGUCAAAAUCGUCUUCAUUGGCUUGCUUGUAUUAACUUGGAGAUUGCUCCAAAAAGGAUAUUGGCAUUUGAUUUGGGUGCAGAGACAUUUCAUGAGAUACAUCUUCCAGAUUCUGUACUAGAUUACACUGUGUAUAAAAUCUCAAAUCUCUUAGGAGUUUUUACUGGAAAACUUUGUGUAAUGUCAAGUUUUCAAGCAAAAGGAUCAACUAAAUUUGAGCUGUGGGUGAUGGAUGAGUAUGGGGUGGCUGAAUCAUGGGUGAAACUUCAUGUCUUUUCCCCUUGUGAGUUAAUUCCACGUGGAAUCAUAUCACACAAUGAGUUCCUUUUUCAAGAUUUAAGAGGUGAUCUUGCUUUGUAUGAUCCAAUUGCAACUAAAUUCUUUAAGUUUCAAGGUGAAUGUAAAUGGAUACAUAAAGUUGUUCGGUAUGUUGAUAGUCUUGUUUGGGUGUCACCUGCCAGCUGCUGCAGCAUCUCUCAAUUUCAAUUUUGA
This is a messenger RNA of Lactuca saligna, 1434 nucleotides long. The record is from the annotation of a GenBank genome assembly. Lineage: Eukaryota; Viridiplantae; Streptophyta; Magnoliopsida; Asterales; Asteraceae.